GGCAACAACUUGGUUACUUGUCGACAAAAUAGUUUGUACUGUUAAUGCUUUUCUUUCUUCUCGUGACUAUGAACCAAUACUAGUCUAUUCCUCUAUUUUUCCAAUUAAUCUCCUCAUAUAAUUGAUCUUUGUAUCACUCCAAAUCCACUGCCCCUCAGUCUAUGAGCAAAUGGCUACCAUUAUCUCUAUUGUUUUUAUCCUCCAAAUAUGCUUUCAGAAUUGUCUAGUUCUUGCUAGUCCAAUUCUUGGCCAAAUUAGUAGAGAAACAUUGGAGAUAAUCAUCGGUGGAGGUGGUGGUAAUUCUCCACCACCACCUCUCCCGGAUAAUCAAGAUUGUCCCCCACCCCCUCCACCACCCGAACCUCCUUGCCCUCCGCCACCAUCACCACCAUUGCUCUUCUUUGAAAGUAAACGUGUCGAGAUCGCCUAUCAUGUUAUCCAAAAGUUUAAGGCCAAAAUCAAGCAUGACCCCCUUGGCAUUACGACCACAUGGGUUGGCUCUGAUGUUUGUAACAAGUACAAGGGUUUCCAUUGUGCAGUGGUUCCUAACUAUAAGGUUCAAUCAUUAGCUGCGGUGGACUUUAAUCAAUUCAAGUUUGAUGGCCCUGACCUCACUCUUGAUGGCUUUCUUGAUGAACUACCAGACAUAACAAUCUUUCAUGCAAAUUCCAACAAGUUUAAAGGCACAAUCCCAAAAAAAAUCGCCAAUCUUCGUUACCUCUAUGAGCUAGACCUUAGCAACAACAAUUAUAAUGGUGAAUUCCCAUAUAACGUUCUUAAUGCCAAGAACUUAUAUUUCUUGGACCUUAGGUUCAAUAUGUUUUCCGGGGUAGUUCCGCCUCAAGUUUUCUUGCUAAACCUUGAUGUUCUGUUCAUCAACAACAACAAUUUAAUGCAGAAACUUCCUGCUAACUUGGGAUCAACUCCAGUUCUUUACUUAACUUUAGCCAACAACAAAUUCACUGGUCCAAUUCCCCGUAGCAUUGGCCAAGCGUGUAAAACAUUACGUGAAGUACUGUUCUUGAACAACCAGCUCACUGGGUGCUUGCCUUAUGAAAUUGGGCUUUUAAGUAAGGCCACUAUUUUCGAUGUGAGCAAAAAUCAGUUAACUGGGAUAAUACCUCUUUCAUUUGGAUGUUUGGCUAAGAUGCAGAUACUGAACUUGGCACAAAAUCAGUUCUAUGGUGCUGUGCCUGAACUGCUGUGCAAGCUGUCCAACUUGAAGAAUUUGUCACUACCAUAUAAUUACUUCACAAAGGUUGGGCCAGAAUGCAAGAAGUUAAUUCAAAGAAAGGUUCUUGAUGUAAGGAUGAACUGCAUUCCAGGCUUGCCAAUGCAAAGAUCUGCAGGGGAAUGUUCAGUGUUCUUCUGCAAGCCUAGAUCUUGUCCUGAUGAAAAGUCAUUGGGAUUGUUUCCCUGUAGCAUUGACAGUUUUAAGAAGAAUCAACUGGACUCAAAUGAGCCUGCUCCAGCGCCAAGAACUUACAGUGCUUUGAAACCCCAUUCCUUGUAAAUACUCUCUUUUCCAUGUUUUGCAUAGCAUUUAUUAAACUAUGGGAGCAGUAAAUGUAAAUUUGGCAACUUCCUAUAUUUAUACAGACAUACUAUGUUGAAAUUA
This is a messenger RNA of Capsicum annuum, 1618 nucleotides long. RefSeq lists its product as uncharacterized. Lineage: Eukaryota; Viridiplantae; Streptophyta; Magnoliopsida; Solanales; Solanaceae. The coding region runs from base 170 to 1513 and encodes 447 amino acids. The transcript has a single exon. Gene Ontology annotation, molecular function: protein binding. The record is from RefSeq and is a predicted model, not a curated record.